CCCAGCGAGAGGGGCCAGGCACCGUUUCCUAGAGGGGCUCGGGCUCGGCCUUUCCCAGGGAGCUCCCUUCCGGAGGAGCUGAGGGCGGUAUCGGGCCUGUGGGCGAGGGAGAGAGAGAGAGAGAGAGAGAGAGAGAGGCCCGAGAGGUUUCGACUGAACGUUGGAUUUCUUCUUUAAGCGCUUUUAUCCAAUCAAUGUCGUAUUUUGGUAACCUCUGAAUGAACCUUGAGAAGAACACUUCCCUUUGGCUUAGGUCAGGAAUGAAAUUACACGGCACUCACAAGAAAUAAGUUGGAGAAAUUAUAUUUCAAGCUAUAUACUUGUGCAUUCAAGGAGGAAAGGGAGAAUUGUGCUGUGAAAAGUGGGGCUUGGUAUUUUAUUUAUUCAAAUGGACUAGAGCAAUACAAGGACUGAGAAGAGGUAAUCAGGAGAACAUAUCUGUGACCUUCUGGCAGAAUAUUUGAAUCAUAAAUGCAAAAGAAUGGAAAAUCAUUCCUUGUCAAAACAUACUUGUAUGAACUGUGGAAAAUGUUUCACUGGGAGAAGUUCUCUUACUACACAUCAAAGAACCCACACAGGAGAGAAACCACAUAAAUGCGUAGAAUGUAGAAAGACCUUCAGUCGGAGUGGACAUCUGCAUUCCCAUCAAAGGACCCAUACAGGGGAGAAGCCACAUAAAUGCAUGGAAUGUGGAAGGAGCUUCUCUCACAGUGGAGAUCUGCGUAAACAUCAAAGAACUCACACAGGAGAGAAGCCACAUAAAUGCAUAGAAUGUGGAAAGAACUUCAGUCGGAGUGACAGUCUGCGUACACAUCAGAGGACCCAUGCAGGAGAGAAGCCACAUAAAUGCAUGGAAUGUGGAAAGAGCUUCAGUGAGAGUGGACAUCUGCGUUCCCAUCAAAGGAACCACACAGGGGAGAAACCACAUACAUGCAUAGAAUGUGGAAAGAACUUUUGUUGGAGUGGCAAUUUGCGUGUCCAUCAAAGAACUCACACAGGGGAGAAGCCACAUAAAUGCAUGGAAUGUGGAAAGAGCUUUAGUCGGAGUGGAGAUCUGUGUAUUUAUCGAAGGAUCCACACAGGGGAGAAGCCACAUAAAUGCAUGAAAUGUGGAAAGAGCUUUAUUCAGAGUGGAGAUCUGCGUAUUCAUCAAAGGAUCCACACAGGGGAGAAGCCACAUAAGUGCAUGGAAUGUGGAAAGAGCUUCACUGAGAGUGGAAUUCUGCGUAUCCAUCAAAGAACCCACACAGGGGAGAAACCACAUAAAUGCAUGGAAUGUGGAAAGAGCUUCCGUCACAGUGUGAGUCUGCAUACCCAUCAAAGGAUCCACACAGGAGAGAAACCACAUAAAUGCAUGGAAUGUGGAAAGAGUUUCAGUCAGAGUGGACAUCUGCAUACCCAUCAAAGGACCCACACAGGAGAGAAAUCAUAUAAAUGCAUGGAAUGUGGAAAGAGCUUCAGUCAGAGUGCACAUCUGCGUACCCAUCAAAGGACCCACACAGGAGAGAAACCACAUAAAUGCAUGGAAUGUGGAAAGAGCUUCAGUCAGAGUUCACAUCUGCGUACCCAUCAAAGGACCCACACAAGGGAAAAUGCAUUAGACAUCAAAGAGCUCACACACAGCUAGAGGAGACCUGCCAGUGUGUUUCCAAGAGUCCCAGGAAGAAAAAAAAUUGGGAUGAUGGACCGAAAAAAGAAGGCUGCCCACUUUCUCUCUGUCUGUCAUGUGCAGCAGUUUGUGUGGUCUGGCUUGACUGGUUUUGUGUUCAGGACUCCCACAGAGGUGGAUUUUUCUCUGUGUUGUAGCCAGUUUGGAAGGGGUUAACCUGAUCUUUUCCUCCUCAAGAAAAGCAUUGCAGGCUUCUGGGAUGAUCUGGGAAGGCUUUCUGAAAUGAGCAGCAGCUGAGAUCUCAUGACAAAAGGGUUCUGGAAAGGAACAGUUCCUUUUUAGCAGAUAACAUUGUACAUCUUGCCUGGAUCUUGGCUCUGCUGCCCCUCGGUUUGAAUUCUGGACUUUGGCCUUGUUCCUGUCAUCCUGUUCUGGACUCUGUUGUACCCUGAGUCAUUGUUGACUUCAAAUUCUGGACUGACUACUUGGCUUGAUUUAUGGACUUGGACUUCAGUUUGCAUCUUUGCCUCUCUGGCUUGAAUUUGGAGUUUUGACUUUGGUUUGUAAUCUUGCAUUCUUGAUAGUUAUUUUAUGAACUGUGGUGAAUGCAUUCCUGACAUCUGACUGUUGGACUGUGACCUUGGCAAAUAUUUGUGUAUUUGUAAAUUAUGUGGUCAUACUUUUAAUUGUAAACCGCUUUGGGUCUCCUUCGGGAGAGAUUCAACGGGGAGUAAAUAAAAAUAAUAGUAAUAAUAAUAUUGAUGCCUGUUUAGAGGAAAUCUCCUGUAAUAACAACAACUACAACUUCUUUAUUUUUAUCUCACCCUAUCUCUCCGAGGGGACUCAAAGGCGGUUUACAAAAGGAAUUUUGGCAAGCAAAAAAACCCCAAAUCAAAUUAUAAACAGUAAAUGAAUAACAUCAAAAUAUAAGUAUAAAAUAACCCAAACUAUAUUAAAUAGCCCAAACUAACAAGAUUAAAAUUUAUACAACACUAGCUGUGCCCUGCCACGCGUUGCUGUGGCCUAUAGUAAAACUUAUCAAAGUUGAGGUAGAUAUCUGGACUAUUAUGAAAGAGAGGUCCCUACCUAUUCCUUCCCCUUUU
Molecule: messenger RNA, 2712 nt
Organism: Anolis sagrei ordinatus
Lineage: Eukaryota; Metazoa; Chordata; Lepidosauria; Squamata; Anolidae
Source: RefSeq, a predicted model, not a curated record